Fomitiporia mediterranea MF3/22 is the source of this 651-nucleotide messenger RNA. Its product is annotated as WD40 repeat-like protein. The record is from RefSeq and is a predicted model, not a curated record. The annotation marks the transcript as partial. The transcript has a single exon. NCBI's taxonomy places the organism in Eukaryota, Fungi, Basidiomycota, Agaricomycetes, Hymenochaetales, Hymenochaetaceae. Gene Ontology annotation, molecular function: protein binding.
GAAGGGCACAGAGAUCGGGUCUGGUCUGUCUGCUUCUCGCCAGAUGGAACGCGCGUUGUAUCCGGCUCCGGUGACGCAACACUCCGGAUCUGGGAUGUCGAAAGCGGGCAGACGAUUUCCGGUCCUUUCACAGGACACGAACGGUGGGUAAACUCUGUUGCUUUCACGCCUGGUGGGAGACGCGUUGUCUCUGGCUCCAACGACAAAUCAAUCAUAAUCUGGGACGUUGAAAGUGGGGAAGUAGUUUCUGAACCCUUGGAAGGACACACACAUUCGGUUAUGUCAGUGGCAUUCUCGCCCGACGGUACACGUCUUGUCUCCGGGUCUGAUGACAAAACCAUUUUGAUCUGGGACGUCGAGAGCGGAAAGGUCGUGGCUAGGCCUUUCGAGGGUCAUACAGAACAUAUCACGUCGGUUGCAUUCUCUCCCGACGGAGCAUGUUGUGUCUCGGGUUCUUGGGACAAAACGAUUCGCGUCUGGGAUGCCGCGGGUGAACAGGCCGUUCUCGCGCCAUUUGAAGGCCAUACAUCACUUGUUUGGUCUGUUGCAUUCUCCUCGGAUGGAAAACACAUUGUCUCCGGCUCUCGAGAUCGCACAAUCAGAGUGUGGAAUGUAGAAGGUGAGACCAGCAUUUCCUUACUCAGCAGUUAA